UUUAACAAUAUUCCUUCAUCCAUCCAUCCACCUCUCGUGAUUUAUUACUCUCUCUCUGACCAGACAUUCUUUCUCUCUCUAAAACCUCCCUCCCCCUCUAAUGGCCGCCUGUCGCCGGAAACCUCCAAAAUAACCACCACCCACCACCUACUCAUCUCCCUUUCCUCAACUACAAACAAAAUCACAGUGCAUUUCUUCCAUGGCUCGUUUUGCCGUUUUACUCUUUUCACUUUUCCUUCUGAGCCACCGACUCACAUCCGAGCCGACUCAGGACAAGCAAGCACUCCUUUCAUUCAUCUCUCAAGUUCCUCACGCUUCUCGUAUCUCAUGGAACGCGUCGGAAUCCGCUUGCUCAUGGAUCGGCGUUACCUGUGACCCAACUAACUCCUCCGUCAUCUACCUCCGUCUACCUGGCGUCGACCUCGUUGGGAACAUACCACCGAAAACAAUUGGAAGUUUAUCUCAGCUCCGUGUUCUGUCACUCCACUCCAAUGGCCUCACAGGCGGCCUCCCUUCUGAUUUCUCCAAUCUCGCCUUCCUUCGCAGCGUUUACUUGCAGGAUAACAGGUUUUCCGGUGGGUUCCCCCCGAGUCUAUCCGAGUUGACUCGUUUAACCCGUUUGGAUCUCUCCCGUAACAACUUUUCCGGCUCGCUUCCGUUUAUCAUCAACAAUUUAACCGAACUCACUGGGCUUUUCUUAGAGGACAACGCUUUUUCCGGCCAACUUCCGAGUAUAAGCCCGGCAAGUUUAGUCGCUCUGAACCUCUCAAAUAAUAAUCUAAAUGGUUCGAUUCCUACGUCGUUGGCCUCGUUUCCGGUAUCUGCAUUCUCCGGGAACAUUAAUCUCUGCGGUGAUCCUUUACCCGCUUGCAAUAGCUCAUUCUUCCCUUCUCCGGCGCCAUCUCCGUCUUCGGAUGAACCACCGGCAUUACACAAAAAAUCAAAGAAGAAGCUCUCAACCGGGGCAAUUGUCGCUAUUGCAGUCGGAUCGGCGCUUGUUCUAGCUUUAUUGUUGCUAAUCCUACUUCUCUUUUUACGAAAAAAGAGAAAUCAGCGGAGCAAACAAUCUCCAAAACCUCCGUUACCUGCUUCAACAGCUGCUUCCAGAGGUGUUGCCGAAGCCGGGACUUCUUCAUCUAAAGACGACAUUACCGGCGCGUCGACGGAAGGUGAGAGAAACAAGUUAGUGUUCUUCGAUGGCGGGAUUUACAGUUUUGAUUUGGAAGAUCUGUUGAGAGCAUCAGCUGAGGUUUUGGGGAAAGGGAGUGUUGGGACGUCGUACAAGGCGGUGUUGGAGGAAGGAACGACGGUGGUUGUGAAGAGACUGAAAGAUGUGGUGGUGACAAAGAAGGAAUUCGAAUCACAAAUGGAGGUUUUGGGGAAGAUGAAGAACGAAAAUGUGGUUCCAUUGAGAGCUUUCUAUUUCUCAAAGGAUGAAAAAUUGCUUGUUUCUGAUUACAUGCCUGCUGGUAGCUUAUCUGCUCUUCUCCAUGGAAGUAGAGGAUCGGGGCGGACACCGCUAGAUUGGGACCACCGGAUGAGAAUCGCACUAAGUGCCGCCAGAGGGGUGGCAUACCUCCACGUCGCCGGAAAAGUCGUGCACGGCAACAUCAAAGCAUCAAACAUCCUCCUCCGGCAAGAAACUAACCGCGACGCGUCUGUUUCCGAUUUCGGUCUCAACACGCUGUUCGGGGGGUCAAGCUCCCCGAACACGCGUGUCACGGGGUAUCGAGCACCAGAGGUGCUCGAGACCCGAAAAGUCACAUUCAAAUCGGAUGUGUAUAGCUUCGGGGUACUCUUAUUGGAGCUUUUAACGGGAAAAGCUCCAAACCAAGCGUCAUUGGGUGAAGAAGGGAUAGAUUUGCCACGUUGGGUCCAAUCGGUGGUGCGUGAGGAAUGGACUGCUGAGGUUUUUGAUGUGGAAUUAAUGAGGUAUCAAAAUAUUGAAGAGGAAAUGGUUCAAUUGUUGCAAAUAGCAAUGGCAUGUGUAUCGACUGUGCCAGAUCAGCGACCCGCGAUGCAGGAGGUUGUUAGGAUGAUGGAGGAUAUGAAUCGCGGUGAAACGGAUGACGGGUUGAGACAGUCGUCUGAUGACCCGUCCAAAGGGUCGGAUGUGCAUACGCCGCCAACGGAGACCCGAAACUCGCCAAAUACUGUCACACCGUGAUCCCGGAUAAUUUGAAUGAAAAUAGAGUAGAGAUUUUUUUUUUUUUAAAUAUUUUUGUUUUUGGUGUUUUUAUGUUUAUUUUAAAUAUUUUGAAUUGAUUUUUAUGGGUCGGGUCAGGUCGGGUUGGGGU
Lactuca virosa is the source of this 2297-nucleotide messenger RNA. NCBI's taxonomy places the organism in Eukaryota, Viridiplantae, Streptophyta, Magnoliopsida, Asterales, Asteraceae. The record is from the annotation of a GenBank genome assembly.